GGUACCGUUUUCUUCUCAAAACAUAGUUAAUUAGAAAUAAUUUGUUGGGAAUUAAUUGUGAAUCAUGGAUACAUAUGUUUUCAUGUAUACGUUAAGUUUCGUUGUAUUUUAUUUCAUUAACGCUGCUCAUCCCAACGAGGUUCACACUGGGCAUAAUACCGAUGCAGCAGAGAAACUUGAUAUAAGUAGUUUUAAUGAAAUUUUGGUGCAAAUAAUGCAGCUAAAGAACAAACUUGAUGAACAAGGCAAACAGAUUGUGUUUCUUGAAGGUGUGGUACAGGAACAAAGUGACAGAAUAAAUGAACUUGAGAAAACUCAUUUUGCAGACAAAUACUUAACGGAGGAACGAAAUGAAUCAGAACACAACAAUCAAAAGAAUUUAUCAUCUGAAAUCCAAAAUCCGGUAAUAUAUCAUGAUAAAGAAAGAAGGAUGAAUAAACUUGAAAGCAUAACAAAGUCUAAGAAAAACAUUGUUCAACCAAACCUUGAUAAUGGUGAACAUGGUUGGUUGCGAAAAAAGCGUUCGGUAACUAACGUUGCGUUUUCGGCAUAUCUCAGUAAAAUACUGUACCCAGUAUCGCCGGGUCAUGUAAUAAAGUGCGACAGAGUGAUUCUGAACGACGGACAUGCAUAUAACCCGUAUACAGGAGUAUUUACUGUACCACAGAGUGGAGUUUACUUGCUUACAUAUCACUUGUCGUCAAUCAAAUCGACCCAUAUUAGAUUAGUUUUAGACGGACGCGUUAUAUCCAAUGCAAUGGCAGAAGCAAGCGCGCCAGGUGAAGAGGAUAUGGGCGGGAAUACGAUUUUAAUCAGAGCGUCUGUUGGCCAGUCAAUAUGGCUCGAGUCGUAUCACGAUCUAGCCGGAGAAAUAAGGUCUACAAGUAGUUACAGAUUCACAACACUGUCCGGUUAUCUUUUAUACUAACAAAACCAGCGCUGUGUAGGAAUUUUCAGAACUGCCAAAACACGCUUACGCUAAAAUGACAUCACGUUAACGUGCGAUGACGUCAAUGAUUUUGUUUUGACCUAAAAAGAGCGCUACAAUAUUUUAUCUGGCUGUGUCUAAAAACAGAUCUGGUGCGCAUGUAAUAUAUUACAGACUCAGGUGUAUACCUGAUUCAAGCAAUUUGAACGAAAAAUAUCUUAAAUGUAUAUUUUUUUGUAACCAUGGUGGUACUAACCUUAACCUUUAGUCAAUACAUGUAUAUUAUGCAUAUUAUAUACUAAAUGCAUGCGGACAUGCAAAAAGAAAAAUGCGUAAUUUUGCCGUGCGCUCCAAUUAAUAACCAUUCCGGGCAUGCGCAGAACGGCUGCACCAGACCUGUAAUGAGAAACAUCGAUUUUAUCUACUGUUUUAGAUUAAGGGCAUAUUAGGGUCGAAAUAAUGUAGAGCUAAACUGUGUUUUACUUAAAUUAACACAUUCAAAAUCGGUUAUACGUCGUCAGAAUAGUUCACUCGGGCUACGGCCUCGCGAAAUUAUUCCGCGGACGUAUAACCUCUUUCCGCGUAUUAAUAACGUUAAAGCACGGUUUUUCUAUACAUUAUUUCUUUAAAAAAUAGGUUAUGCAUUUGUACAGAACAACUUUACUGUAUUAUCACAUUAUUUUAGGAAUACAUGUUCUGUGUGGUAAUGUAGGGAUAAUACACGUUUUUUUGUGUAUUAACGUCUGCAGAAGCCCGCGAGAUUGUUUGUGACCGAGACCGAAGGUCGAGGUCACAAACAUAUUCCAAGGGCUUCUGCAGAUGUUAAUACACAAAACAAACGUGUAUUGUCGCUAUUCUUGCAUAAAAAUAUAUUUCACGACGAUUUAUGUAUUGUUUUCAUACGUGAUGACUUGACGAUUCCGGUACAUUUUUUAUUUACCAUUCCAGUUGUUCUUGGAAACGGUAAACAUGUUUUAAAUAUCCGUAUCCAGGGCCCGGAAAUAAACAACGCUAUCAAAAGCACCUCCUGAAGGUUUUUAAGCGUUUUUUAUCUCUCAUUAUUACAAACAUAAAAUUACCAAUAAUUGUUCAUAUCAUUUCACAAUUUGGUGGACUCGAUCACAAUUUCAAGAAUAAUAACUUUGCAUUCGAGUUAUAUUGAGUACGGACACGAGUACGGAUAAGUACGAACGUAGUGUCAAGUUUCCAAGCUGUUUAUAUAAAUUCUUCGAGAAAUUAGAUAAAAACAUACCGACUGAUACUUACCAAAAUCAUAAAUAUAAGACCUAAAAACGAACAAUAGCACAAGUUACACGCGAUACUUAUUUAUUCACAGUUAUUUACAAUAACUGAACAGACGCUUUGUAAAGGGAGUGAACUCUAAGAGAAGCUAGGGCGUAUAUUGAUGGGGGCAGUACGUUUGGGGUUGGAAACAGAUACAGCUAAACAUACUAUGGAUUACAUUGUAUUUAUAAUGCUACAAGAUGAGGUCGUAAAGGAAGAAACAAGACGCAGAUGCCAAAUAUCAGUGUGCGUAAAAAUACAUACAUCUAUCCCUGGCAAAGCAUUUCAAAAAUAAAAAUCGGGUAUUAACAGCACGUGAAUUGCCUUGUUUGCACACGAUUUUUCUCCCGUUAAUACAUGGGCGGAUCCAGUGAAAAAAGUAGUUUUUAUGCAAGAAUGGUUGUAUGUAUUCACCGUAAAUGUUUGGUCAAAUAUCUCUUAUGAUUGUUAUUGUUAUGAAUGCGGCACCAGCGAUACAUGCUCAUUUACAUAUAGGUAAACAUGCUGAACAUGUCCGUCUAACAGAGUGCAGAAACGUCUUGAUGCAUUAAUAGUAUUAACGUCAAAUUGGUUUACAUUAUUUACAAAGAUUAACGUGCCAUCAAGCAAAUGAAAGCAAGCGUUCAAAACACCUCAACCUGGUGUCGGACUCUUCUUGUUCAGCUGUACUGUUGAUAUGUAAAUGGAAGUUAUAUAUACUUUUUUUUUUAUUUCAAACAAUAAAAAGGUAACUGAUUU
This is a messenger RNA of Mercenaria mercenaria, 2950 nucleotides long. Its product is annotated as otolin-1-like. The transcript has a single exon. The record is from RefSeq and is a predicted model, not a curated record. Bases 65 to 928 code for a protein of 287 amino acids. NCBI's taxonomy places the organism in Eukaryota, Metazoa, Mollusca, Bivalvia, Venerida, Veneridae. Gene Ontology annotation, molecular function: protein binding.